Porites lobata is the source of this 5274-nucleotide messenger RNA. The record is from the annotation of a GenBank genome assembly. Lineage: Eukaryota; Metazoa; Cnidaria; Anthozoa; Scleractinia; Poritidae.
AUGCAUCAUCUAACCAAGCUAGUCCUCAUUGUUAGUGGAAUCGUGUUAUGCAUGGUAGACCCUUCAUAUUCCAAUGCCUGCAACUGUCAUUGUGCCCAUACCUACUACUGCGCCUCUACAGAUGACUGUUCCAAAGCUCCUUAUGGAUCAAAAGCUAAUCCAGGUUUUUCAUGUAAAGAUAUCAACACCAAUGAUGGAAAACAAAAUGGCAUUUAUUGGAUCAGGCUAACGGGUAUGAUCAAGAGACUAUAAAGGGGACAGAGAGGGCAUCCCCCAUAUACACCCUAUUCCAUAGGUAAUUCGUCUCGAGUUAUUUUUAACACCACAGAUCUCAAGGGGGAUUAGACAACAGCCAAUCACAUAGCGCAAAUGUGUUCCGCGUGGAUGACCCACGCUGAGAGACACGCGUCCUUCACGAAAUGACUGAAAUGAAUAUUCUCUCAGGAUCAUUUAUAAUUUACAGUUUAAAGAGAGCAAUUUCUGGUUUGAUGUUUAUUUUUUUCAGUCUUUAUAGCGAUUAUUCCUACCCACUUACUUUGUCAAUUGUAGGCGAACCCUCCUAAAGCUGAAUUUCAAGGGACCAUAUUCAAGCUCAGAAAGAGAAAUAAAAUUUCGUCGUUGCUUAUUUACGUCCUCCAUAAAACGCGAAAUUAGGCAUUUUCACGUCGUAAAAACAAAAACGGGAAAGAAAUGAACAAAAAAGUGUGUUGCACUUGCGAAGUUGUUGUUUUGCUAAUUAAACCUAUUGUGUUUUUUGACGUUCUAGUUGUCGUCCGCGUCGUUGGAUCUUAAACUCCCUAAAUUGUACAAACGACCGGUUUCAAUAGACCGGCGAAAUUUCUCAUUUUAUUAAAGCACUGAAGUUACGACAACUUCGAGUUAAACUGAUUUCACGGGUUGUCAAAGAGUCCAGCGAUUCCUUUUUCCCAGGUGACCCCCGACUCAUUUCGCUUCAAUAUUCAGGAAUGCUCUCGAUCUUUUUACGCUUUCAUUGCCUCUCGCCCGACAUGUUUUGCACGGCGUUUGGUCAUGCGAAACCUCAACGAAACACCCACGCCUCGUGCGAGGUAACUUUAUCCCGAUUCUAAAAAUAACUCGAGACGAAUUACCUAUGGAAUAGGGUGUAUAUGGGGGAUGCCCUCUCUGUCCCCUUUAUAGUCUCUUGGUAUGAUACAAUAAGUAAAUAUUUACUAUUCACUCUGACCAUUUUCUGUACGCGUAUGCUAUAAAAGUAACAGUUAAUGUAAUUGAUAUUAUGAGUAUAGUUUCAUGAUUUUCUUCAUUCAAAGAAUUGAUAAAAAUUGGCGGUUGACAACUCCCUCUAAAUAUUUACCCAGUAAAAUAAUUGUUAACUGAUAAUCAAAUGCAAAAUGCUUUAAUCCUUAUCAAAUUCUCUCAAAUAAUAGCGGAGCUCUCGCGCCGAAGCGCACCAGCGGAGCACCAUGGGUAAGAAAAUGAAGUAAAUCUACCCAUCGGAGAAAAUUGGCCGAGCAACCGUCCGUCCGCACCACAGACAUACCAAUGUAAAAUAACUCAAUCAACUGGUAUGGCAACCCAAAUGCAAUUCGAGGUUAUUUUGGUGGGAAAUCGCAUAGCCACCGCCGUCUUGUAAAGCAGAGACAACUAAAGAGCCUGAAUAAAGACGAAAACGGAAAGCGGAAAUUGUUUCUGUAUCCGUUUUGUCUAAAGUAUUUAGCUUAGAUUAAUUGUCAUGUCCACAAAUUUGGAAUAUAGAGCAGGGGAAAGACAGAAAGCUCAACGAGAAAAAGGGCGACAGAGAUCUAGAGCGAGAGAUAAAAAAACAAGGAGUCAUUUUUCUGCUGGAAGAAUGACAUGAAAAUUUUGUAGCGGCGGUGACAAAAUAAGAAAUUUUAGCGGCCACCAAUGCAAGGUGAUAAUGAGCGGCAGUGAAAAAAAAGUGAACGAGAACACGUAUUCACGUUGUAGAAAUUUAGAAAAAAAGUGUGCUGCACAAGCAAAGUUGCUUUUUUGCCAAUUAUACCUAUUGUUGUUUUUCACCGUUCUCCGGCGUUGCCUUCGCCGCUUAGCAUUACACGAUUUUAUAUUUUGUUUGAACAAACUAUAAAUAUUAUCGAGAGCUUCGCUUUUAGCCCUGGCUGAAUCUAUAUAUUACUUUUAGGAAGUGAAUGGAGAUUUAUGUGAGGAAGGUUUCUAUAACAUUGCUUUGCACAGUACAUGAAAGAGUUGCCAGUCUAUUGCCGGCCUACCCCAGGUAGUAUUUUCCAGGCCCCGUUGUUGAAACGUUGGAUAGCGCCAUCCAUCAUGUCAACCGGCUAAAUCCCUAUCCAGAGGAUAGGUAUUAAGGAAACUAAUUGUGUUACCACUGGAUAGAGAUUAAUCCAACGGAUAGCUUUAUUCACCUUUAGAACAACCCCAGGGCGGGCCCAGCCCAGGGUUAAAUUUGAGACAUACUGGAAAACAUUUCUUGUCUUAAAAGACACGGGCGUGAACGCAGACUGCUACAGCUGUAACUAUUUGAAGUUCGAGGUGUUUAAAACUGCUCAUCCACCGCACCAGAACUAACCAUUGCAUAAAACAUCUCUUAAACUUACAGAUGAUGAGAAGCCUUUCCCAGUAUACUGUGAUAUGGCCGCUGGAGGUGAGUAAUUCAGUUUCAUCUUAAUUUAUUCAUUCAGUGAGAAAAUUGCAUUUUCGCGCCCAUGAAAUACCUAAAAGAACGCCGUCCAUAACACAUAAAUCACAAUGUUAGUCUUAAUGAAAAUAUAAUUGGAAUUUGCAAAUAUCUAUAGACUGGGACGUGAAAACUGAAGUAUCCAAAAUAGAUAUCACUCUGCUUCGGGGGACUCGGAAAUGGGUGUUUUGCCAACAUACAUCGGAAAUGGGUGUUUUGCCAACAUACAUAUAUAGUUGCGUAAAGAUGGUAAAUUCAAAGUAAAAGUCUCGAUCUGGUGGUGUGCCAGAAUAUUUUAAAUCCGGAAGAGUCUAAAGUGAAUACUCUAUUUCCGAAUGAAAGCUAUUGACUGUUAAAAAUUCAUAUAUACUUGGCUGCGAGGGCUUAAGGCUCAGCAAUGAAUAGUACAUUUCGUUUGUAUUAUUCUCCCAAGCCUCGGAGCCAAGUAUGAAUUUUAAUACAUCAUGAUCAAAAUUGGUCUGUUCCUUUGUUCUUAUAGAGACUUUUGUUUCUCCUGCUAUUUAUAGGCUGGACUAUGGCGUUUAAGGCUGUGUCUGGAGUGAAUAAAAACGUGUAUAGUACAUACACAUCUGAUCAGACAUCCUCUGAAAAAGUCUUUGCAGCUCUUGAAGUCUCUAACAGGCACUUUAACCACUACAAAAACAGGAUCGUUUUAAAGUGGCAAGACAUUGGACCAACGGAGGUAUUAUAUAUUUUAUUUUAUUUCUGCUGUCACAUUGCAUUCAUAAAUCUGCCAGUAAAAUGCUCUAUCUGCUCUAACUGCAUGACAGACCGGGUCUAAGAAGCUCAUGCAGGUUGCUCGUGGGCCACGAGAGAAUGCGUGGAAGCGUACGUGAAAGCGAGCGACCUGGAGCGUCUGAAAAUCAGGCGAGGCAGACGUUUGAUGGGGAAGAAAAAGGCGGCUAUUCGCGCGAGUAUCUUCUUCCUCGUGCGUCGUUCGCGAUGUCGCGCGCCCUUAUCCCCCCUUGCCCUUUGCAGGGUACUGAUGCCAUGUCUUCUACUUUUGUCAUGCCGGAGAUUGCAUGUAAUGAUCCCUUAUUAAAUGAAAAUACUUACUGCAAAGAAAAUAUAUAUAAUAGUCAACACCUUAUAAAUAAUAUAAUUUCGUUUGCUUUUGGUUUGUUUGUUUUUGUUCCUACUUACGUGUCUGACAAGAGCAAAGCAAUUAAUUUAAGAGUUUGCUUCACUUUCAAAGUUAGUAGAAUGAAGGCCUCGUCCAUACGAAUCCGGACAUUUUUGAAACCACAUAGUUGCUUAUAACCAGAUUGGUGUGGACGGGGCCUCAAACCGCUCUGGAGAGCGGUUUCAAAAAUAUGCGGUCUUGGUGAGCAUAUUCAGUGGUUUCGUGUGGACAAGAGCCCAUGCCGGUGUGAAAGAAAGGCCGACUCGAGUAAAAAUAUAAGCGGUUUAAAAAAUAUCCGGAUUCGCGUGGACGUGGCCUAAGAAUUCAAUUAAAUGCUAUUUCUGCUUGAUUUCCUAAAGGCGAGAGUUGUCCUGUAUGAAGGAGGAAAGGUGAUGAAGGAGUUGAAAUUCGAUGCCAAGGGAUCAGACAAACUCAACUGGUUUUCACUCUCCAGACUGAGUCAGAGCUCCUGGACUGACAUGAAGACUCAGCCAAACAACUUCUUUUCAAUCCGUGGAGAUCCAGGCAACGGCCGUCACCUCUUCAUUAACAGUGUCUAUGCUGGAUGUCCUAAAGAUGUUGGGUGGAUGGUGAUAACUGUGCCCCCAGACUGCGAUUGGGAGAAGCGCUUCCGGCCUCGUGAGAAUGUGAUACUUUACAGCAAGCUGUCUGGUCUUACCAACUGGAACCAAUACGGUGAGUUAAUCAUAAAAAAAAUCCAGGGUCCUGGUAACCCAAUAAUGGGCACACUUACCUGGCCUUCCAUCCCCCAUGCCAAGCAAGCUCAUUAGAAAUAACCACAGUGCCUGGGAAGGGAGGCAAUGGUUCGAUUAUGUUCGAUUACCGAACUCUAUCGAAGUGAAUUGAACGAGUGGAGUUUGAUUAUAAGUUCGAUUACCGAAAGUUUGAUUGCCUGUAAAUUAAGCCAAAUGUUCCACUAUUAAUUAUGUUCCUCUGUCUAUACAUUUGGAAUAGUAGGUUAUCGAGACGUUUAUAGUUGAUCAAGUACCCUGCAGUCGAGCGAAUGCUUUGUAUUUUGUUGUGAAGCCUAUUGAUUCUGCACCAGUGGAAAAAUUGACAAGCCGAGCAGCGAGUCUGCAUUAGGUUCAUCAGGGUGAAAAUAUGAAGUCGUUUGGGUCAUUUUCCUCCCCUCCUCCAUUUCAGCUUUUAUAAAUACCUUUUAACUUAGUUUUCCCCCAACAAAAAAUAAUACGUGAUUGUACUCUUUUUUAUUAAGAAAUGUACGUUGUAGCUCCUUCUUUCUUUUCUCGCUCUGUGGUUAUUCCUGUGUCAGUGUUAAGAUCCAGAAUACGUUUUUCCUAAUUUCAGGCAAUGUUGGAGAGGCAGAUGUCUUGGCAGUCUACUUGCGAUGAGGCAACAAUGAAGUGCACCUUCCAAGUGAAAUCUCGAGGCUGUAGAAUUUUAAAGGUGGAGCUGUAGUUGUAGGCUUAACUUUCUAAAGUGCUUGUAUUCCUUG